Molecule: messenger RNA, 3753 nt
Organism: Anarrhichthys ocellatus (wolf-eel)
Lineage: Eukaryota; Metazoa; Chordata; Actinopteri; Perciformes; Anarhichadidae
Gene: wdr20b
Product: WD repeat domain 20b
Exons: 4
Coding region: 20-1990 (656 amino acids)
Molecular function (GO): protein binding
Source: RefSeq, a predicted model, not a curated record
AUGAACGCCAAUUUCCAAGAUGGCGGCGGAGGGAGGAGGGAAGGAGAUGAACGAAAUUAAAACUCAAUUCACCACACGAGAAGGUGUCUACAAACUCCUCACUCACUCCGAAUACAGCCGCCCGAACAGGGUGCCUUUCAACUCGCAAGGCUCCAACCCCGUCAAGGUCUCCUUCGUCAACGUAAACGACCAGUCCGGCAACGGCGACAGGAUCUGUUUCAAUGUGGGCCGGGAACUGUACUUUUAUAUCUACAAAGGCGUGAGAAAGGCUGCUGAUCUUAGUAAGCCCAUAGACAAGAGGAUAUACAAAGGAACGCAGCCCACGUGUCAUGACUUCAACCCGAUCACAGCGACGGCAGAGAGCGUCUCCCUGCUGGUGGGCUUCUCAGCAGGCCAGGUGCAGCUCAUCGACCCGAUAAAGAAGGAAACGAGCAAACUCUUCAAUGAAGAGAGACUUAUAGACAAGUCCCGAGUAACAUGUGUGCGAUGGGUUCCUGGUUCAGAGAGCUUGUUUCUGGUGGCUCACUCCAGUGGCAGCAUGUAUUUGUACAACGUGGAGAACACCUGCGGCACCACGGCGCCUCACUACCAGCUCCUGAAGCAGGGCGAAAACUACGCCGUCCACACCUGCAAGAGCAAGUCGGCUCGCAACCCGUUGCUGCGCUGGACGGUGGGCGAAGGGGCGCUCAACGAGUUCGCCUUCUCCCCGGACGGCAAGUUCCUGGCUUGCGCGAGCCAGGACGGCUUCCUGCGGGUGUUCGGCUUCGACGCCGCCGAGCUCCACGGAACAAUGAAGAGCUACUUCGGCGGUUUGCUGUGCGUGUGCUGGAGCCCGGACGGACGGUACAUCGUGGCCGGAGGGGAGGACGACCUGGUGACGGUGUGGUCGUUUUCGGACUGCAGAGUGAUCGCGCGGGGGCACGGUCACAAGUCGUGGGUGAGCGUGGUGGCGUUCGACCACUGCACCACCAGUGUGGAGGACGGCGACCUGCCCGCAGAGUUCAGCGGCAGUGACGAGGAAUUCCACGAGCAGAUUCACUUCGGUGUGGGUAGAGACAGAGCGAACAGCGCUCACUCUCGGCUCUCGAAGAGAAACUCUACGGACAGUAGGCCUGUUAGUGUCACCUACAGGUUUGGCUCAGUGGGCCAGGACACCCAGCUGUGUCUGUGGGACCUAACGGAGGACAUUCUUUUCCCUCACCUCCCUUUGUCCCGCACCAGGACUCACACUAACGUUAUGAGUGCUACAAGCCCUCCAGCCACUGGACAAACUACUACUACAACUACAACUACUACUACUACUACGACUACUGCGACUGCUACUGCGACUGUACCCGCCACCAAUCCCAGUGGCACCAAUGGUAAAGACAAUACGAGCAAUAGUAGCACCAGUGGCAACCCACCGAACUCCCUCCCCAGCACCCUGCCUCGGUCCAACAGCUUGCCACACUCCUCCAACCCAACAGGGGGCAGCACCCCCAACAGUCACACAGGCAGCAGUAGCAGCAGUACCACCGCCGCCGCCGCCUCCUCCACCACCACCACCACCACCACCUCCACCAAGGCCAACAGCAUCAUUGACAGCGCUUUCAUUGCCACCGGCGUCAGCAAGUUCGCAACUCUGUCGUUGCACGACUCGCGCAAGGAGCGCCACGAGAAGGACCACAAGCGAAACCACAGCAUGGGUCACAUCAGCAGCAAGAGCAGUGACAAGCUCAACCAGCUGAGCUCGACACGGACGGCAAAAGCGGAGGCCGCUAAGACUCUGGGCACUCUGCUGUGCCCGCGCAUGGAGGACGUGCCGCUGCUCGAGCCGCUGGUGUGCAAGAAGAUCGCUCACGAGAGACUCACUGUGUUAAUCUUCCUUGAGGACUGUCUGGUAACAGCCUGUCAGGAGGGUUUCGUUUGCACAUGGGCUAGGCCCGGGAAAGUGGGUUUGCUAUCAUCUCAAAACAACCCAGCCAACUCCCCCAGUGGAACAGUAGUAUAGCCCCAGUGCUGGUGCUGCUAAUGACAGCUCCAUGCAACAGAGACGGGGAUGACCAAGGCCAAGGUCCUGCAGCGCUCCUCCACAUACUGUCACACACACCACAUGAUCUUCCAGUGUCACCUUCAUUCUCAUCACUACAGCCAUCCAGAUGCUCUCUUUGUGUUACUGCUCAUGCUUUAGCGAUAACCGAUGUUUGCCAGGCCAUCGGUUAGAAACUUGACGCCCUGUUGUCUGGGCGUAACAUAAAAAAAGGGUGCUAUUGGAAGUAAGGUGGCAAGCUUUAAAUCGUCCAGGAGGUUUAUGGGAGGGAUCUGCUGGCUCAUUGUACCGUCGAUGGUCAUAUCAAGUCGUGUCUAGUCUGAAAAUAACAAACUCUAGUACCCAACCCUUUGUGCCUGUAGAUCUGUAACGACUAGACAUGCUGAAUGCAUUGUGGCGAUGCCUCAACCCAACCCUUUUGUGUGGGUUUAAUUCGGAGAUUUCUUUUCCUGUAUUUUUGUUUCUUCAAAUGUCUUCAUGGAAAAAGGGAAUUAGAUGAGGGGUUGUUUAGGAGCAGCAGCCACAUCUCUUUUCAUUUUCCACUUCCUGGGCGAUCUGUUGUGCAGCCCGAGUACCUGACACCUGUUCAAGAGAAACCGGAGCGUUUCACUUCCUCUACGACUAUUUUAAUCAGUAGUAUCACACGUUAAAGUGUAUUUGCACAGAUUUUCUUUCAUUUCUUGUUGCUUUAACCAUUUUUUUUUUUUUUUUUUUUUUUUUUUUUUUGAGUUCAUGGCUGUGGAACGCGAGCAAAAUAUUUUGGAAGACCGCUUUGGAAGCACUUGGGGAAACGGCUUCUUAUUGCCCUCUGUCUCCGCUGGAUGCUGCAAUCAUAGUUUUUUUUAUAUGGAAAAAAAAUUGUUUGCACUUAGUAGUUUGUUAGAGGAGAAUGGCUUUACAUUUUUUUGGAGUGUGUAAGGACUCCUUGACAAGGUUGAAAUAUUAAUAGAAUUUAAAAAAAGAAACCUUUGUAUCUAUUGAACAUUUAUUUUAAUAUUGUUUCAGAUUAAAUGGGCUCUGUAUUAUAUGUAAAUAUUGUACUUCAAUGAUUUAUGGGUGAAAUGAUCAUGAUUACGUUAGUUCACAGAUCCUUAUUUCAGAAAAUAGUGAUAUUUCUAAUACAGAAGAUCUAUACCUAAUAUUAAAUGAAUCUUGAAUAUGCAGGUGAACAUGUUUCCUUUCUGUUGUACAUAAAGAGAAUUCAGGUGUAUUUUUAUUAAUGAAAACAUUUGGUAUAGGAGACAUCUAUGAAACCCUCUUAAAUAAACAGGUAGUGCUGAAUGCUAGCUAGCCUGUCGCUGCAGACUCCUUUCACAACAAUAGGCAGGUGGGCGCAGAUGCAGCGGUCUAAUUCAGCCAUCACUCCGAGCUCAGGUAAACCACAGGAAGAAUAACGCUGGCAUAGCCCCCCCCCCCCCCCUCCCCAGUCCCAUCCAUCAACAUGUGUGUGAAUUCACUUUAACUAACAAAUCAGACCCAUGUUCUGCAGACGGUGCUGAGAUCUGGGAGUCUUUGGGUUUUUUGUGAGUAACUUACUGAACUGAUGAACAAACGUUUGACACUGUGUUGAAAUACCAACUUAACUAACGUUGGCACGUGAUGGUGUUGGCGGUGGUGUGCGUGCUCGAGGUGUUUUUGCAAACGCCCACAUAGAGAGACUGAGGAUAUUAACAGUGGGAGCCUUUUUCCUCCAUGUGACGCCUAUUAAAAACAGCUUUGACAGA